AUGGGAAACUCGUAUAGUAAAGAAGAAGUAGUCGUCGCGCAGAAUGGAAGUCAAGUCGAGUCCUACAAUACCCAGCAGAGCAUGUUGUUAGUGGCCAUAGCAACAUGUUUAGCCAUGAUUACCACAUACGUGGUCUGGAAGUCAUGCCGUAAUCACGCGAAGGACAGGCUACGAAAGCAGGAACUAAAUGUUUUAGAUGAAUGCUGUCACCAUUCUGGUGCACCUGUCUUUCAUGAUGCUUACAAAGGAUGGUCAUGUUGCAACAAAAAAAGUGUCGAUUUCACUGAAUUCUUAAAUAUAAAAGGAUGCACCUUAUCUAAACAUUCUAAUGUGAAACCACCAGAACCUGAAAAAAAACAAUUAGAUAAAGAAUUAGACAAGAAAGCUGUCAUUGAAGUUAGAGCUCCAAUACUAGGACCACAAUUGCCCAGACCUCCUUUCGAUUCACCUUUAGUUACUGUAGAAGCCCAUAUUGCUGACUCUUUGAAAAAUGUGGUCCAAUUAACUCCACAAAAGUCUGUAGCAGAUUCAGACGGGACAGUAGCAAUCGGCACAUGUUGCAAAAAUGGAGGUUGUAAUACUGCAUAUGAGGGUCCACAAACAAAUGACUCCAUAUGUACCUAUCACCCUGGUUGUCCAGUUUUCCAUGAAGGCCUAAAAUUUUGGUCCUGCUGUCAAAAAAGGACAACAGACUUUAACACUUUUCUGUCCCAACCAGGUUGCACAACAGGGUCUCAUAAAUGGUUUAAAGAUAGCACACCAGCAGGCACUGUAAAAUGUCGAUGGGAUUGGCAUCAAACACCUGAUUUUGUUAUUGUUAGCGUGUAUGCUAAAAAGUAUAAUCCAACAACAAGCUAUGUGAAACUGAAUCCCAUCCGUCUAAACACUAAGUUGGUGUUCCAUGAAGAUGAUAAUGCAGUGUUUGAACUGGACUUAGAAUUGAGAGGAGUUAUUGAUGUACAAAAGAGCAGUGCAUCUAUGCUAGGAACAAAAGUAGAAAUUAAGCUGAAGAAAGCAGAACCAGGCGCAUGGAGCAAGUUGGAUUUUCCUAGGACUGAACCCAAGAAACAAACAGUGCACUCAGUACAAUUGGAUGAGAGGGAUGAUUUAGUUGACUUGUCUUCAGUAGAAGCUGUUACUCCUAUCAACAAGCUUAAUUUAACAGGU
Molecule: messenger RNA, 1167 nt
Organism: Iphiclides podalirius (scarce swallowtail)
Lineage: Eukaryota; Metazoa; Arthropoda; Insecta; Lepidoptera; Papilionidae
Source: the annotation of a GenBank genome assembly